GUCCGAGCUCAGGGACAAACGCGCGCGCGGAACCUCCGAGUGUCCACGGGUACUACCAACGUACUCACCGCCGACUUACGCUCUAGCCUAGCCAGAAAGAAAAAAGUCUCUUCUUCGAAGUCUAGGCGCUGACUACGUAAGUAUGAUAUCCGCAAGGUCUGCCUUAUCUGGGCAUGUGGGUCGCAGAGUGUUAGGUUUCGGGGCAUACAGAGCAUUGGCCCCGCUGCGCGAAGUCCGCCCGUCUUGUAUAAAAGGUGGGAGGUGGCCCGGUGGUGUUGGGAGUUUGGAUAGAAAGAUUGGUAUCGUUAGGUGGACGAGUAGUAUUUCAGCAGAACAAUCGCAAACCACACAACACACAUCAUCACCACCGCCACCACCCAAUUCUACUCCCAAACGACCCCUCUAUAUCCGCCUCCCCAUCGCCCUCGCACUCACACUCCUCACACUCACCAGCGGCUUCGUAAUCGCCGGUUUCCCCGCCAUGGCCUCCCUCCAAGACCUCGCGAACCCACCUACCGACGCCGAAACCCUCGAACUCUUCACCCCCUCCACAGAAGCCAUUGCAGAAAUAGAACGAAGCAUAUUCGACCACCCUCUCACAAAAUCUCUAUUGGAGGAUCCCAAAUACAUUGCUUCGCGGCCACAUCUCAAGAUACCAGAGGGCCUACGGGCACAAAACCUCACAGGCGGUACACUACUCGGCCCGGAUAAGAUCGCCGUCCCCCCAAUCCAAUUCAGCACAGCCGACGGCUCGGAAUUCGUGUCAUUGCAAUACUUGGGAGAAGCGCUGUGUGGCCAUCCUGGUAUCGUUCACGGCGGCCUGCUAGCCACCCUUCUCGACGAAGGACUGGCACGAUGCUGCUUCCCCGCGCUGCCGAAUAAAGUGGGUGUGACAGCAAGUUUGAAGAUUGAUUACAAGGCGCCGUGUAUGGCGGGGCAGAUUGUUGUGCUAAGAGCCGAGACGACAAAGGUUGAGGGGCGGAAGGCGUGGGUUAAGGGACGGUUGAUGACGCUGGGGAGUGAGGAGAAGGAGGGGGUUGUGUUGACGGAGGCGGAGGCGCUGUUUAUUGAGCCGAGGCAGGCGGCGCAGAUGAAGAGGGUUGUUAAUUAGAGGGUGUGUUUUGGAGCAAGGUGUUCGCGAAUGUCGUGGACGUUGGUGGAUUGCUCAGCGAUAGACUUCUAGAAUUCCGAUAUGCGGAGAGGUUCGUACAGCACAAUUCCUCUACGACCUCAGAUGUGCCAUCAAAACACGGUGUUGAGAACGUUGUAGUCUGAGUCGAUACUGUGAAACAUUGAUCGAAAGACAGUGGUAUGCCGGGUGGGAGGACGUUGGAUAUGCUUACCAUGCAUGAUGACAGUCCACUUUACCACUGGAACAAGACAUCUCACUCAAGGUAUAUGUUGAGCGUCAACGCGUCUACUUCAUCAGGGCGAACAUCACAUGCAGACUAAAUAAUUUGGUACGACACUCGCUUCUUUCAUU
Messenger RNA from Alternaria rosae, 1483 nucleotides. Its product is annotated as HotDog domain-containing protein. Lineage: Eukaryota; Fungi; Ascomycota; Dothideomycetes; Pleosporales; Pleosporaceae. The record is from RefSeq and is a predicted model, not a curated record. The transcript has 2 exons. Bases 143 to 1111 code for a protein of 322 amino acids.